This is a messenger RNA of Cavenderia fasciculata, 978 nucleotides long. RefSeq names its product replication factor C subunit (gene rfc2). The coding region runs from base 1 to 978 and encodes 325 amino acids. The transcript has 2 exons. NCBI's taxonomy places the organism in Eukaryota, Evosea, Eumycetozoa, Acytosteliales, Cavenderiaceae. Gene Ontology annotation, cellular component: nucleus; DNA replication factor C complex. Gene Ontology annotation, molecular function: ATP hydrolysis activity; DNA clamp loader activity; ATP binding. The record is from RefSeq and is a predicted model, not a curated record. Gene Ontology annotation, biological process: DNA repair; DNA-templated DNA replication.
AUGGGAGAUUUAUUAUUACCAUGGGUUGAGAAAUAUAGACCAUCACAAAUUAAAGAUAUUGUUGGUAAUGAAGAGACUGUUUCAAGAUUACAAAGUAUAGCAAUCGAUGGUAAUCUACCAAAUAUAAUUAUAUCUGGACCACCAGGAACAGGUAAAACAACAUCAAUAUUAUGUUUAGCACAAGCUUUACUUGGACCAGCUUAUAAAGAAGCAGUAUAUGAAUUGAAUGCAUCAGAUGAACGUAAAUUAGAGGUUGUUAGAGACAAGAUUAAGAAAUUUGCAGCUAAAAAGGUGACACUACCACCUGGACGUCACAAGAUUAUCAUUUUGGAUGAGGCAGACAGUAUGACUGCCGGUGCACAACAAGCACUUCGUCGUAUUAUGGAAAUCAACUCUGCCACUACUAGAUUUGCAUUGGCAUGCAAUCAAUCGACAAAGAUUAUCGAACCCAUUCAAUCACGUUGUGCAGUACUUCGAUACACUCGUCUGUCGGACGAACAGAUUCUCAAACGUCUCAAAGAAGUGAUGACCAUUGAGAAUGUACCAUACCACGAGAAUGGACUUGAAGCAUUGCUUCAUACUGCCGAUGGAGAUAUGCGUCAAGCACUCAACAAUCUACAAGCCACCCAUAGUGGUUUUGGAUUGGUCAAUAACGAUAAUGUAUUCAAGGUGUGCGAACAACCUCAUCCAGCCAUUGUCACUAUGAUGUUGUCUGCCUGUGCAGAAUGCAAAUACAAAGAGGCGUAUGCACAGAUGGAUGUUCUCUGGUCAAAGGGUUACGCAUCAACAGAUAUCCUCACCACCAUGUUUAGAGUGUGUAAAACCAUCUAUGCCAUACCAGAAUACCAACGAUUAGAAUUUAUCAAGGAAAUCGGUAUUAGUAAUAUGAGAGCUUCUGCUGGUAUGAAUACUUUGGUUCAACUUACAGGUUUAUUAGCUCGUUUAUGUGAUGUUUCAAGAGUUAUGAUGAAAAAAUAG